CAGAUUAAUCACCGCCCAUCUCAACCACCCGGAAACACUAUCAUUAAGGGUCAUUUGGCAUCGCGCUUCCAACAUGGCGGUGAAUCUCACAGACCUCUCCCUGCCUCAAUUAGAGGGACUGAAAACCCAACUAGACCAGGAGAUUGAGUUCUUGACGUCUUCAAUAGGUCAGCUCAAAGUGGCCCAGACCAAGUAUGUUGAAGCAAAAGAUAGUUUGAACGUCCUGAACAAAAACAAUAAAGGAAAAGAAUUGCUUGUGCCUCUUACCAGCUCUAUGUACGUCCCUGGAUCGUUACAUGACGUGGACAAUGUUUUAGUGGAUGUGGGGACAGGAUACUAUGUUGAAAAGAAAGUGGAAGACUCAAAGGCAUUCUUCAAACGCAAAAUAGACUUCCUUACAAAGCAGAUAGAGAAAAUUCAGCCAGCCCUUCAGGAAAAACAUGCCAUGAAACAAGCUGUGAUUGAAGUAAUGAAUGUGAAGAUCCAGCAACUACAACAGAGCCAGCAGACAUCACAGAUGGUUGGACCCACCAAGGCUUAAUGACAACACCUGUUUGAACUCUACAUGACUGGGGGGGGGGUUAAGUGUUUGUCUAGAAAACUUUCAUCUGCUGUUGUAGGACAAGGAAAUAGCCUCCACUAAUCUAAUGAAGUCAUGUUAAAUAGUAUGGAAUAAAGAUUUUUUUGUGCACAAUGUUUGUCACCAGUAAAUUAUGAAGAGGUGUUGUCAUGGUAACGCAGUCGUGUACUCAAUUUUAAACUACUUUAAUUGGGUAUCCAAUUAGUUUGCAUAAUUAAAGCGCUCACUGUGCAUUCAAGGAA
Dicentrarchus labrax (European seabass) is the source of this 822-nucleotide messenger RNA. It is a transcript of the gene pfdn5, whose product is annotated as prefoldin 5. Lineage: Eukaryota; Metazoa; Chordata; Actinopteri; Moronidae. The record is from RefSeq and is a predicted model, not a curated record. Gene Ontology annotation, cellular component: cytoplasm; prefoldin complex. Gene Ontology annotation, biological process: regulation of DNA-templated transcription; protein folding. Bases 74 to 541 code for a protein of 155 amino acids. The transcript is spliced from 6 exons.